AUGAGCAGGAAUGAUGACGACGACGACAAAGACGGCGAUGAUGAUGAUGAUGAUGAUGAUGAUGAUGAUGACAAGGUAGGGGCAAUAACUACAACAAUUUCUAGUAAUGGAAGAUUGGCUGGGCUGAAUGACUCUUAUUAAUUAAUUUGUUUAAGACUCCACACUAGAAAGUCUUUCGCUUAAAUAUCGCAUUCAUUGUCAGAAUGUAUAUCUUUCCUUGCCGCAGAGGUUUUUCCCCAGCAUGGGCAGGAAUGACGACGACGACGACAAAGACGGCGAUGAUGAUGAUGAUGAUGAUGAUGACAAGGUAGGGGCAAAAACUACAACAAUUUCUAGUAAUGGAAGAUUGGUUGGGCUGAAUGACUAUUAUUAAUUAAUUUGUUUAAGACUCCACACUAGAAAGUCUUUCGCUUAAAUAUCGCAUUCAUUGUCAGAAUGUAUAUCUUUCCUUGCCGCAGAGGUUUUUCCCCAGCAUGAGCAGGAAUGAUGACGACGACGACAAAGACGGCGAUGAUGAUGAUGAUGAUGACAAGGAUGAUGACAAGGUAGUGGCAAUAAGUACAACAACUUCUCGUAAUGGAAGAUUGGUUGGGCUGAAUGACUAUUAUUGAUUAAUUUGUUUAAGACUGCGCAUUAGAAAGUCUUUCGAUUAAAUAUCGCAUUCAUUGUCAGAAUGUAUAUCUUUCCUUGCCGCAGAGGUUUUUCCCCAGCAUGAGCAGGAAUGAUGACGACGACGACAAAGACGGCGAUGAUGAUGAUGAUGAUGAUGAUGAUGAUGAUGACAAGGUAGGGGCAAUAACUACAACAAUUUCUAGUAAUGGAAGAUUGGCUGGGCUGAAUGACUCUUAUUAAUUAAUUUGUUUAAGACUCCACACUAGAAAGUCUUUCGCUUAAAUAUCGCAUUCAUUGUCAGAAUGUAUAUCUUUCCUUGCCGCAGAGGUUUUUCCCCAGCAUGGGCAGGAAUGACGACGACGACGACAAAGACGGCGAUGAUGAUGAUGAUGAUGAUGAUGACAAGGUAGGGGCAAAAACUACAACAAUUUCUAGUAAUGGAAGAUUGGUUGGGCUGAAUGACUAUUAUUAAUUAAUUUGUUUAAGACUCCACACUAGAAAGUCUUUCGCUUAAAUAUCGCAUUCAUUGUCAGAAUGUAUAUCUUUCCUUGCCGCAGAGGUUUUUCCCCAGCAUGAGCAGGAAUGAUGACGACGACGACAAAGACGGCGAUGAUGAUGAUGAUGAUGACAAGGAUGAUGACAAGGUAGGGGCAAUAACUACAACAAUUUCUAGUAAUGGAAGAUUGGUUGGGCUGAAUGACUCUUAUUAAUAGGACAACUGCACGAUGACGAUAUUUGACUACAACUACCAGAAUUCAUUUCGGUUUUGCUUUGUUAUUUAAAUUUGUCAAUGCCUCUGAGGAUUAAAUAACCUUAAUUUGCACUAGAAAACAACAAACUCAAGGAUUCUGGUAGUUGUAGUAAAAUGACGUCACCGUGCAAUUGUCCUAUUAAUUUGUUUAAGAUUGCGCAUUAGAAAGUCUUUCGAUUAAAUAUCGCAUUCAUUGUCAGAAUGUAUAUCUUUCCUUGCCGCAGAGGUUUUUCCCCAGGAUGAGCAGGAAUGACGACGACGACGACGACAAAGACGGCGAUGAUGAUGAUGAUGAUGAUGAUGACAAGGAU
Molecule: messenger RNA, 1674 nt
Organism: Porites lobata
Lineage: Eukaryota; Metazoa; Cnidaria; Anthozoa; Scleractinia; Poritidae
Source: the annotation of a GenBank genome assembly